Molecule: messenger RNA, 1526 nt
Organism: Daktulosphaira vitifoliae (grape phylloxera)
Lineage: Eukaryota; Metazoa; Arthropoda; Insecta; Hemiptera; Phylloxeridae
Exons: 8
Coding region: 120-638 (172 amino acids)
Source: RefSeq, a predicted model, not a curated record
GAAUUAAAAGACAGUAUUUGACAUAAAACUAUAAAAACUAAAUUUUUUUUAUUAAAUUUGUAAAAUUUGUUUAUUAAUACAGUGAAUUUUUAGUUGAAGAUUAAGUUUUUCAAUAAAAAAUGAAAUCAAAAAUAUUAUUAAUCGUUAUAAUUAUUUCGUUUGAAAUUAUAACUAUAGCUUUUAGUGUACCUACAAAUCGAAAUUCAAAUCAGAAUAGUCCAAGAUUAACUCUUUCCAAUAGUUCAAGAUUUUUAAUGGCGAUGUUAGAAUCAUGUUGCUUAGGAAGACGUUCAACUACAAUUGACAAUCCAAUUAUUUCAACAUUAAAAUACAAAUUAAAUUGUGAAAAAUUACACUGCGAUGAUGACAAUGAAUCAGCUUUAUCAGAUGAUGAAUGUGCCGUUUGUAUGGAUGAAACUAUGCGUCGAAAUAUGUACCUAGUUCCUUGUGGACAUUUAUAUUGUAUACACUGUAGUAAAUUUCUCUAUAAAGAUAAAAAGUGUUUUAUGUGUUCAGCACCAUUUACAGAUAUACGAACUUUGACAGAAGAAGAAAGUAUUCAACGAAAAAAUAAUGAUAUGGGUUAUAUAAUAACACCAGAAGCUAGACAAAAACAAGAAAAAAGUAGAGCACAAUAAAAUAACUGAAGAAAUUAGCAACUAAAACUAAUUAAUUUUAUUGUAAAAGUAUGAAUUCCUUUUAAAACUUAUUAUUGUAUAAACGAAAUGUAAUAAACAUCUAAAAAAAUGUUUUAAUGAUAUUUGUGCAUACAUAUAAGUUUUAAUUUGCUUAAUAAAAAAAAAUUAAUUAAAAAAUUGGAUUGAUUUGUAAUAAUGAUACUUAAUGAUUUUAAAGUUGUUAUCAACAGGUUAAAUGUAUACUAAAUAAUAAUUCUCUAAUUAGUUAGUUACUGUAAUUACUACUGUUGAUUAUUACUUUUGAAAUGUGAAAAGUACUCAUCACUUUAGUGAUUGUAUUUGUAAUAAUAAUAAUAAUAAUAAUAACAAAUAAAAUAAUACUAUGUUCACUGAAAGAAAAGAUUCAAAAAUAUCCAUUAAGCAAUAAAUGCACGUUAAUAUUAUAUAUAAAUGAUAAAUAUUUGUAAUAAAAGUGUUAAAUAAUAAACACAACGGUGUGUUAAAAAACUCAUGUUGACAUUUUUUUUUAUUAAACAAGUAAUAAAUGAAUUAUAAAUAAUUGUAUAAUAAUAUAAUUAUUAUAUCCUAAAGCGUAAACAUUAUUUAAAAAAAAGUACUGCAAAAUAGUGUAUAUCUAAAUUUAUAUGCGGGACCAUCAUGUAAAUCGUUUAUCAUAAACCGUUUAUUAUAAACUCACAAAAUAUAAAUAAUUUUAAAAUAAUUUUUUUAAAUUUACUAUUACUUGCACAUUGUUCUUGAAUACGUAUUAGCUAUGUAAUACUUAUUAUGUUCAUCCCUUAUACCUUGUAAGGGUGUCAACUUUAUUUUUUCAAAUUGAAACAUAAAAUUUUAUUUUAUUUUUAUUUAAUAAAAAUUUAUUAUUUUUAA